CACUAACCUAACCCUAAGUCCCGCCUUCUUCCACCUGCUUCCCAAAGCUAUUUAACGGUGUUUUUAGAGUGUCCGGCCGGGUGCUUGGUUUGUGACGAAAAUGGGACAAAGCUAAACGCUGCUGGGGCAUUUACCGUACUUCGGCAGAACCCUGAACCCUGAAUAUUCUCUUCGCGCCCUAAAAGUAAAAAAAGUAAGGGAAUUAUUCGCUUCUUCAUCUGCUGCAUUCCUCCUCCUCCUCCUCCUCCUCCAAUUUUUCUUCAAGCUACUAGGGUUUCAUUUUGAAGAAUGGCGCCCAGAAAGAAACUAACACGAUAUGAUGCCGCUUAUGAUCAUUUGGGGCCAUUAGGUCUAGGGUUUCCAAAGAGAAUGAUUCGGUCUAAAAUUGAUUCCCUUCUGAAGGUUUAUGGUAAAGAUGAAGGUUGGGUCUUCAUUGAGGAAUGUUCAUACAAGUUACUGAUUGACUGUCUCUUGGAAGAUCAAGAGAUGUUACUCUUAAAAGGACCAGAAGAUGAAGAAGACCUAGGGAACCUACUUCUGAAGGAAAAAGAGGAAGAAGAUGAAGACCAGCAACUUCUGGAAAACAAUUCAAGCAUUUUUGAAAAGAGAAUUACAAGGUCAUCUUCAGCUGCAAGGACAUCAAAAGCAAUCACUGUAUUUGAACCCAUUGGCUAUAAGUCUAGGACUGAGGAGGCGAAGAAGAGAAUAGAAGACAACAAGUAUCUUUUGCCAGCUGCACAAAAAAAGAGGUCGCUAAGAGAACUUACUGCUCUUGUAGUCUUUGGAAAUGAUGAUGACAAGUUGGUCUCUGCACAAGAGAAGUCGCAAGAAAGACUUACUGGGCCUGUGCAAGGUUCUCCCCAGUAUCUUUUGCCAGCUGCAGAAAAAGAGAGGUCACAAAGAAAACCUGCUGGUCUUCUAACCUAUGGAAAUGAUGAUGGCAAGUUGGUCUCCGCACAAGAGAAGUCGCAAGAAAGACUUACUGGGCCUGUGCAAGGUUCUCCCCAGUAUCUUUUGCCAGCUGCAGAAAAAGAGAGGUCACAAAGACAACCUGCUGGUCUUCCAACCUAUGGAAAUGAUGAUGGCAAGUUGGUCUCUGCACAAGAGAAGUCGCAAGAAAGACUUACUGGGCCUGUGCAAGGUUCUCCCCAUUAUCUUUUGCCAGCUGCAGAAAAAGAGAGGUCACAGAGAAAACCUGCUGGUCUUCUAACCUAUGGAAAUGAUGAUGGCAAGUUGGUCUCUGCACAAGAGAAGUCGCAAGAAAGACUUACUGGGCCUCUGCAAGGUUUUCCCCAGUACUGUAUGAGGAGGCCCUGUUUCGGUUUGGUUGAUAAUGAGGAUGAUGGUGAAGACGACUAUGUGUUCUCUGAGACAAAGGCUUCAGUUCGUGAACGAAUGGUCAGAGAGGGGUCAGUAAUUCCCAGGGAAGUACAGAAGUCUUGGUGGGAUGCGGUGGGUGCAACGUAGCAGGAAAUAGCAUGCUGGUAGAUAGAAUGAACGAUAGAUGAUUAACUCGUACAACUCUUGCUGGGUACCAGGUUUGUUAAUUAAUAGGAAUGGGACUGGCUGACCAUGAACACACAACAGAAAUCAACAUGACACCAACCUAACUCUUGACAUUGAAGUUCCUCUGCUGUUCAGGAGGAUGUUGUGUACUUUAGGUAUGUUCUUCUUUGUGAAUCCUUAUAUUAUUUCGAUAAAAUAUAUAUGUACAUAAAUAGACAGACCAGGAAUGUUUGGAAUCCUAAUUGCACCAAGCUUUCAGUUGGGAGUUUGGAAGGGGUACAAUCUUCUUCUCUUUUUUGUCCCUUCCCUUCCUUUAAAAUUCAUCCUGCGUGGACUCGAAAACUAGACCUCUACUGCUGUGACUUCGAAUUACAGAUUAAAAUAUUGGG
Molecule: messenger RNA, 1895 nt
Organism: Papaver somniferum (opium poppy)
Lineage: Eukaryota; Viridiplantae; Streptophyta; Magnoliopsida; Ranunculales; Papaveraceae
Exons: 4
Coding region: 289-1467 (392 amino acids)
Source: RefSeq, a predicted model, not a curated record